Molecule: messenger RNA, 1623 nt
Organism: Planococcus citri (citrus mealybug)
Lineage: Eukaryota; Metazoa; Arthropoda; Insecta; Hemiptera; Pseudococcidae
Gene: beg
Product: malonyl-CoA-acyl carrier protein transacylase beg
Exons: 3
Coding region: 149-1411 (420 amino acids)
Molecular function (GO): transferase activity
Source: RefSeq, a predicted model, not a curated record
GAUAACUUUUAUUUUCGUUUGAUAACACCGGAACACCGGAAAAUUCUGCGGAAAUAGGGUUAUAAAAUUAUUUAAAGAGUUAUUCAGUUUUUGUAUCCCAAGUUGAAACAUUAAUUUAAAUUAGACAGUUCUAUAUUUAAAUGUUCCAAUGAAUCCAACGACAAUCUCACACUUUGUGCGACAGAUAUCGAACAAUUCCAUCAAGUUUUUCAACCACAAUGAUGUAGUUCGACGAUGUUUUUGUUCCUCUUCUUCACGUUCUACGAAAUCUACCGGACAAAACUCAGAAAAUCAAAAUGAACCUCUCGUCAAAACUUUACUGGACGAUGCAGCUUUAGGUUUUGGACCAAUGGAUGAAAUAGAUGGUGAUGAUGAAUGGAUAUCUUCUCCCUAUCCGCAAGGUGCCAUAGUUAACCCAAAACAAUCUCAAGCUAUGAAAUCUUUACGACCUAAGGUAAAUCCUGGCGAUACUUCCAUAAUACUCUUUCCUGGCCAAGGUUCACAAUAUGUUGGAAUGGGAGCUGAUCUAUUGAAAUUUCCUGCCGCCCGUGAUAUAUUUGAUGCGGCUAGUGAAAUUUUAAAGUACGAUAUAUUGAAGUUGAUGUUGAAUGGACCGGAAUCGAAAUUGAAUGAAACAAUGUAUUGCCAACCCGCUGUUGUUGUCUGUUCAUUGGCUGCGAUAGAAAAACUCAAAGAAGAAAGGCCAUCUGCUCUUGAAAGCUGUAUCGCCACAGCUGGAUUCAGCGUGGGAGAAAUAACUGCUCUUACGUUUGCCGGUGUUUUUAGUUUCGGUGACGCCAUAAAACUCGUCCGAGCUCGUGCCGAAGCCAUGCAGUUGGCUUCUGAAAUGGCUCCCGGAGGUAUGGCCACGGUGAUGUAUCGUCACGAUACAAAAUUGAAUGAAGCUUUAAAGAAAGCCAAAGAAUGGUGCCUUGAUAAAGGAAUAGAACAUCCUGAAUGUAGUAUAGCCAAUUAUCUAAAUCCAGACAUGAAAGUCGUAGCUGGUCAUUUAGAAGCUCUACGUUAUCUUGAACAAAACAAAUCUUACUUUAAUAUUACUGACGUAAAACGUAUCCCACUUUCUAUAGCUGCUCAUUCAAAUUUAAUGAUACCAGGUGUUCCUUAUUUUAAAAAGAAACUUAAAAAAUUACACAUGAAAAAUCCACUUGUAUCAGUGCAUUCUAACGUAGACGGUUGCUAUUAUCGAAGUGGAGCUCAUGUUUACCGUCAGUUACCGAAACAAAUUUAUAAACCAUUAAAAUGGGAACAAACUAUGCACAUAUUGUAUGAAAGAGCUAAAGACUCCAGUUUUCCUCAAACUGUUAUUUGUGGUCCUCGUAAUCCUCUGAAAUCUUAUUUAGCUGGCGUCAAUGUGAAAGCUUCUCAAUUCUGUGAAGAUAUACUUCCGUGAAAAACUUGUCAUCUGUAAUAAUAAUCGUCAAUGUUCUCUUCAAAUAAGUCGUUGUGUGUUUGUUAUACAGGCGGUAGAGUUCUUGGAACGCAACUAUAGAGAAUUUAGAAUUAAAAAAAUUAAAAGAAUUCCCGUUUCCGGAGCUUUUCACACAGAUCUCAUGAAGCCGGCUGUGGAGCCAUUCCAAGUAGCUUUGAAAAAUGUAGAGAUGA